CGCGAUAUUUUUCUUGCUUGCAAGAUGCAACUGCUCUUUCCUUAGCAACGAAGUCGCCAACUACCGCCCAAAUGCAAAAACCUACGGGCGGUUUCCACCCGCCCUCACACUCCAACGUCCAAUCCUCCAAUCAUCAGAGAAUCAUAUAAAUUCUUCUGUGGCUGAGAGAGAGAAAGGAAGACAGAGAGAUAGAGAGCCGAUGAAGCUGAACGCUGCGUCUCGGGGUUCUUUGUUCAGUGUGGUGGUUCUCCUUGCUGCAUGUUGGGACCUAGGGUUCUGCGGGGACGGGGAGGUUCGUUUGAUCAGGAAGAUCAAGCCCGUUUUCGGAGCGUUUUGCGACCGUAACGGGAUGCGAAAUAGCGCCGAGAUCGUCGGCGUUGCCCGAUUCGCUGUGGAAGAAUACAACAAGGAGAAGAACACGCUUCUUGAGUUUAGAAGGGUAUUGAAGGCAAAAGAACAGGUGGUUGCUGGUAAAAUAUAUCAUCUUACAUUGGAGGCUGUUGAUACUGGGAAGAGAAAAAUAUAUGAAGCAAAAGUUUGGAUCAAGCCAUGGAUGAACUUCAAGGAGUUGCAGGAGUUUAAGCAUGCCCAAUAUGCCCCUAAAAUCACCUCUUUGGGAUCUCAAUGCUGAACAAGAAAAACAUGAAAAAGCUCGGGGAGGGUGCAUAUUCAUCAACAUUGUAAAAUUCGCUGUUUAUUGUAGUUGUGCUCGGCUACUUGGCUUCCUUGCUAACACACCUUGCCUACGAAGGUAUUGUGAGAUUGCAUUCUCACUUGGCGCUUGUUGCUUACAUUGUAUUCAAUGCUUAUAUGUGUGUACUCGGGGUGUGUCCUAGGUUAAGUUAACUUUUAGCUGAUUAGUAAAAAGUUUGUGUGCUACAACUAGUGUUACACGACCCUUACAUGUUGUGAAGUGUUGGGCCUGUGACACAUGGUGAUGUAUUUGGAUAUGUUUGAUGCUUGCUUCCUGAAUUCAGUAAUGUUGUGCACACUUCCCCCCUUGGAUCACAGAGGAAUUGAAAUUCAGACCUCGAUACCCAUUCCCCAUGUUUGGUUUGCGUAAAUCAAGACAUAAUCACAUUUUGACUGGAA
This is a messenger RNA of Malania oleifera, 1092 nucleotides long. Its product is annotated as cysteine proteinase inhibitor A. The record is from RefSeq and is a predicted model, not a curated record. NCBI's taxonomy places the organism in Eukaryota, Viridiplantae, Streptophyta, Magnoliopsida, Santalales, Ximeniaceae. Gene Ontology annotation, molecular function: cysteine-type endopeptidase inhibitor activity. The transcript has 3 exons. The coding region runs from base 200 to 631 and encodes 143 amino acids.